Messenger RNA from Nymphalis io (European peacock), 2860 nucleotides. Its product is annotated as F-box/LRR-repeat protein 14-like. Gene Ontology annotation, biological process: SCF-dependent proteasomal ubiquitin-dependent protein catabolic process. Gene Ontology annotation, molecular function: protein binding. The transcript has 3 exons. Gene Ontology annotation, cellular component: SCF ubiquitin ligase complex. Bases 124 to 2121 code for a protein of 665 amino acids. Lineage: Eukaryota; Metazoa; Arthropoda; Insecta; Lepidoptera; Nymphalidae. The record is from RefSeq and is a predicted model, not a curated record.
UCAUCAGCUUUUUAUCUGUCAUUUCUCGGGUUUCCACUAUCAAUGUGAAACUAAAGGUGUUAGAAUACAAAAAUAAUUACAUGUGAAAUAAACUUAUUGCUUUAUAAUAAAUUCUAAAACAUCAUGGCAGCUAUAGAACUUCCCUAUGAGGUUCUAGUGUACCUAUUUAAAUAUUUACCAACAUCUGAUCGGAAGUCUGCUAGCGAAACAUGCCAUGCAUGGUAUCAAGCUGCUAAUGAUUAUUGUUUUCUAAAAAACAAAACAAUUAUACUUUAUAAAACUGAUUUAAAUGGUGAAACAACACCACUCCAAAUUAUUGAAAAUUCUGUAACACCUUAUUUUAAUUUCUUAUUCAGUGAAGUAGAAAUAUCAAACAAAUUAAAUGGAUUCUGGGAGAAAACAGGAGGAAAUAUUAAAUGUUUGACGAUUAGAAAAUGUGAUAUACAUGAAAAAGUUAUAGAUAACAUCUUACAGAAAUGUAAUUCUCUUGAAACAUUAAAUAUACAAAGCUGUAAAGAGCUUUUUAUGUCAGGCUGUCUACUAGAUAAGACAAACAGUUGGAUAGUAAACAGUUUGAAAAAUUUAAAAAGCCUGAGUUUAUCAGAAAACAAAUAUAUAACAGAUGCAUUAUUUUAUAGAUUUGUUAAAAAUGCUCCUAUAUUAGAGGAUUUGUGUUUAUCUUUAUGCCCUUUGCAAUUUCAUGGAGGUUUUGAUAAGAAAUUCUAUCCUAAUACAAAUGAUAUUUUUGAAAAUCCAUCACAGAGUGUUUUUACAUUUUAUUUUGUUUUACAAUUUAUAGAAUCUAGAGCUAAUCACAUAAAAAGCAUGGUAUUAUCUAAUACUUUAAUAGAUGGAGCUGCUUUGAAAGCCUUAUCAGAAAUUAAAAACCUGAAGUUAGAAAGUCUUCAACUAAACACCUGUGAUCAACUCACAAAUGCAGGCAUUAUAUCGUUGACAACACAUCAGCAAACUCUCAGAGAAUUAGAUAUUGGUCUGUGUACACGGGUUACUGACCAAUCUCUGAUGUAUAUCAGUGAAAAUCUGAUAAAUUUAGAGUCGCUUAAUAUUCAAAGAUGCAGAGCCGUUACUAACUUGGGAAUAACUGAAUUAUAUAAAUUGAAAAAACUAAAACAUCUAAAUAUCUCACAAUGUGAACUCAUUACUAGAGAAGGCAUUGAGAAAGGAAUUUGCAAAUCAGAAAAUGUCACAUUGCAAAAAUUGGAUAUAAAUUCCUUAAAUUUAGUACAAACUGGUGUUAUAAUGAUCUCUGAAACAUUUACAAAUUUGCGCUUUAUAGAUUUAAGUUUUUGUUUUAAUGCCGUUACUGACACAUCAAUACAAGUAAUUUUUAAAAAUCAAUUAUUUUUACACACAUUAAAAAUAAGUUACUGUGAUAAAGUCUCAGAUGCUGGUUUAACUGGCAUGGGGAAAGUUGAAACAGGUGAUGAUGAAGGACCUGUCAUGUCCAAUUAUAAUGAAGUCAGUAUGCCUAAUAGAAUACAUUUAGGUUCGAGAGCUGAAGAGGAAAUUAUUCGUGAUGCAAGAAGGAAAAGAGAUGUUAUGAGAAUGUGUGAAAAAUUGACUUUAGAUUCAUAUACUGGUUACUCUUUAGCGCGAAUGAAAUGCCUUCAAGAACUUAAUAUCAGUGGCUGUAACAGGAUCACAGAUGUUAGUUUAACAUAUGCUUUCUCAUUUAAAGAACUCCGAAGUCUUAAUUUGAGUAGAUGCCAACAAAUAACAGUAGAUGGCAUAAAACAUCUAGUCAAAAACUGUCCAAGCAUUGAGUAUUUAAAUCUAAACGACUGUUAUAAUUUAAAAGAUGAUGCUGUGAUCGAGAUUGUGAGAGGCUUAAAGAGGUUACAAUAUCUUGAAUUAAGAGGUUGUAACCAGCUAACUGAUAAAACUUUGGAAGCAAUAAGAGAUCAUUGCAAGAUUCUUAAGGUUUUGGAUAUUCAAGGUUGUCAAAACAUAUCAGCAGAAUUGGGAUGCGCAAUUGGAACUUCACCUACGCUUCAUACUGUAUUAAUGUCCAAACCAGGUCCAUGUAUUACUAAUAGAGUAAAGAACAGACCACCGACACCACCUCUUCUUUAUAUAUUACGAGAACUACGUUUGCACUAAGAUAGUACUAUGUUGUUAUAGCAGAUAAGUUUUAAAUUAAAAUCGCCCAACUAAAAAUUUAGCUUAGUUUGUAAUUUUUCUUCUUAUCAGAAAUUAAAGUUAUGUACUAAAAUUAUUUUAGCUUAAAAUUUAUCUUUAAUACCAUUGGUUUAUUAUAAUUGGUUUUAAUAAACUAAUAAAAUGAAAAUUUAUAUUAAAUUUUAAUUUGAUAUGUAGACAGAGUUCUAAAAGUCUUAACGACCUAUUCUAAUAAUUUUAAUACAAAUUUCACAUUCCGUGAUUGUACACUUAUAACUUUGUUAUAAUUAACGCAAUGGUCACAACGUUUUUUCAAACUAAGUUUGUCUUUAUAUGAAGCUUUUGUUAUGUGAUAUACUAAUUUAUUUGAAUAGAAUUAUUUAAUUAGGUAUUUUAACUAUUUUUUAUGUUAUAAAUAUUGUAUGUAUAAAAAAAUGUAUUUUAAUUAAUUCAGUGAAAUAUUCGAUCCCGAAAUUAUUUCUAAAUAUGAUCUUGUACUCAAAGUCGAUUAAGAUUUUAAAGAGAAAAAGAUUUAUAAAUUCAAAUUGGUAUUAUUUAAAGUUAAAUUUGUCCCGCAAAUUACCAUAAGUGGUCUAUUUAUUUGCGAAAAAUUAGUAAUUUUAGUUAUGAAAUUUCCCUUAUAAGUACUCAACAGUUGAUUGACACUAGUAGCACAAUUGAUAAUAGUUAUUCUAAUAUAAUAAUAUUCUUAUUGCAUCAA